Molecule: messenger RNA, 1093 nt
Organism: Cyclopterus lumpus (lumpfish)
Lineage: Eukaryota; Metazoa; Chordata; Actinopteri; Perciformes; Cyclopteridae
Gene: cenph
Product: centromere protein H
Exons: 10
Coding region: 300-1019 (239 amino acids)
Biological process (GO): kinetochore assembly; chromosome segregation; mitotic spindle organization
Cellular component (GO): nucleus; kinetochore
Molecular function (GO): kinetochore binding
Source: RefSeq, a predicted model, not a curated record
GGCGGGAUUUCGAUCUGAAAACGGAAGUAAACAAAACCCGUAAAAAAUAUUUUUCAUAACCCCGUUAACUGUGAUACAAUUGAUGAGUGAAACGUGCGGCAGCAGCAUUUGUGAAGUUAUUGUCAACGUUGUAAUCCACAUUCUUAGCAACGUAACGAACAACGUUAACCGGCAGAGAGGACGACGUCAUGUCUGAAUAACGUUCACGUUAGUCGUAGCACCCGGAAGGAUAACGUGGUCUUUAUUUAUUUACUUGCAACGUUAACCUCAAUCAAACAAGGCACCACCACUCUUUUGUGAUGGACCCAUCUGACAAUGUGGGGAACCUCCACCACAUGGUGGAGGCUGUGGCACCGAGUUAUGGUCCAGCUCCUGACAGCUCCACCGGACAGAAAGAUGCCCCGCCUGCAGAUAUGCUGAGAAUAAAACAACAGAUGUCCAACCAGUGCUUUGAGAUGGCAGUACAGCUACAAGCAGGGAAAAGUAAGAGAUCAUGCAGCACAUCUGAAGCUGGGAGAGAAUUGUCAGAAUAUGUUAAUGAACUGGACAGAGUCAAGACGAUUCAUUUUAACAGCACGUUGACACUGCACAGAAUGCAGAUGUGGCACGCUAUUGGAGAAAAACUGAAACGGAAUGAUUCAGAGGCACUUGCCCUGAAAGCUGAGAGUAAUCGCUGCAUGGAUCUAUGUUCACGAAUAAAACAACUUCAGCAAGAGUCAAGAGUUUUUCAAGAUGAAAUCACAGAAAUACAGAAGCGGCGUCUCGAGAUGAAGCGGCUCACGCAUGAGAAAAUGAAAGAGAUGGAUGAGUUGACGUCUAAGGCAGGCCACCCAGAUACAGAGAAGUACAAAGCUGUGUUGGAGAGAGGCCAGGCGAACCUUGAGAAAUACAAAAAGAUGACCGUCAUGACACAGAACGUGCUCAGGGGCAUCCUCUUGGCCUGUAAAGUCAACUGGCUGGACGAUCCCAAACUUCGAGACAUCGCCAUGACGCUGGAGGAAUUUUCCAUUUCUGAUUAGAGAAUAAAUCUAUUUACUGUAUAUGUGUCUGUAUUAUAUUGUCCAAUAACUAAUCAAUAAAACUGCUAAAACCA